Molecule: messenger RNA, 1736 nt
Organism: Sphaerulina musiva SO2202
Lineage: Eukaryota; Fungi; Ascomycota; Dothideomycetes; Mycosphaerellales; Mycosphaerellaceae
Product: isovaleryl-CoA dehydrogenase mitochondrial precursor
Exons: 1
Coding region: 1-1317 (438 amino acids)
Biological process (GO): L-leucine catabolic process
Molecular function (GO): flavin adenine dinucleotide binding; 3-methylbutanoyl-CoA dehydrogenase activity
Source: RefSeq, a predicted model, not a curated record
AUGCCCCCAUCAAUACACCUCCGAACCGCUCUGCUACAGUCCACAAGGACUCUUGGAUGUCCAGCAACACGGAUAGUUCCACAAUGUAUCGUCUCUCGAUCGCCGAAAGAACACCGCUACGCCUCCACUACCAAACACCCCAAAGGCUUCUCCCCACCCACGACAUCGGACCUCGAAGAACUGCGUGAACGAACCAUCGAAUUUGUCCGUCGAGAAAUCCCGCACGACCUCGCGCAGGCCACCGACCACAACAAUGAGUUCCCUAACGACCUCUGGAAGAAAUUCGGCGAGGCAGGCUUCCUCGGCAUCACCGCAGACGAGGACUAUGGAGGUCUCGCCAUGGGUUAUCAGGCCCACUGCAUCGUCCUGGAAGAACUCAGUCGAGCUUCGGGGAGUAUAGGCCUCUCGUAUGCCGCUCACUCGCAAUUAUGUGUGAACCAGUUCCAGCUGCAUGCAAACGCCGAGCAGAAAGAGAAGUGGUUGCCGGGCCUGCUGUCGGGUGACUAUAUUGGAGCAUUGGCCAUGAGCGAACAUACUGCGGGAAGCGAUGUGGUGAGCAUGAAAAUGACUGCCAAAAAGGUUGAUGGAGGCUAUCAAUUGAAUGGGAGUAAGAUGUGGAUCACGAACGGACCGGAUGCGCAUGUGAUCAUCGUGUAUGCGAAGACGUUACCUGAGGCCGGGAGCAAAGGCAUCACCGCUUUCUUGGUUGAUACGACCACACCCGGAUUUAGCGUCGCAAGGAAACUGGACAAACUGGGUAUGAGGGGGUCCAACACCGGAGAACUGCUGUUCGACAACGUUUUUGUGCCUGAUUCUGCCAUUAUGGGACCACUGAAUAAAGGAGUAAAAGUUUUGAUGGAAGGUCUAGAUCUGGAACGAUUGGUUCUUUCCGCUGGUCCGCUCGGUCUGAUGCAAGCUGCUCUAGAUGUCACGUUGCCAUAUGUGCACGAAAGGAAGCAGUUCGACCAACCUCUGGCACACAACCAAUUCAUACAAGGCAAGCUAGCCGACAUGUACACAAAGUACAGAGCCAGUUCGGCCUUCACAUACUCUGUUGCACGGGCCAUCGAUGAGAGUCACGAAGAUCCCGUCAUCAAGACUCAAGACUGUGCCGGUGCGAUCCUGUAUGCUGCCGAGAGAGCUUCAGAGUGUGGCAUGGACGCCAUCCAAUGUUUGGGAGGUAUGGGCUACAUGAACGAAAUGGCUGCUGGGCGCAUCAUGCGUGACGCGAAGUUAUACGAGAUUGGUGCUGGGACCAGCGAAGUGAGGAGAAUGGUGAUUGGGAGAGCUUUUAACAAAGAGUACGGGACGAGGUAAUGGGAUGGCACGUGGUAAUAAUUUUCUUAUUCACCACAUUACCCCCACCUGAUCGGAGCCAUGUCAGCGGUAAUGUCCCUCGAUGCUUAUGCAUCUAUAUAGUGUGGUCCGUGGCGCCGUAUCAGUUCGUGGUCCUGUCUUUCCAAGCGAGCGCACCGACUAGGCUGGCUUUGGAAAACAAUGACCACGAUCGAUCAUCGAUGGGCACACUGGUAAAUCCGCAUUUGCAGUCGAGAACCAUUGGCGCACGGUGAGCUGGAGAAAUAGGUGAGCUUCGAUAUACAUCAAUCUCUGCGCAGUCCAAGAGGAGAGUAGUAACCACGACUCACUGCCAAAGAAAAAUCAAACAGAAGAGUUGAGACACUCUGCAAACUGCCAGUGCGCACAAUGCGCAGAUAUCAAAAAAAGUACACUUUCCG